Molecule: messenger RNA, 1191 nt
Organism: Tetrahymena thermophila SB210
Lineage: Eukaryota; Ciliophora; Oligohymenophorea; Hymenostomatida; Tetrahymenidae
Exons: 1
Source: RefSeq, a predicted model, not a curated record
AUGGACAUGGAAGAAAAAAAGACUAGGUUGGUGAUUUUGAAGUAACCAUCAAAAAACAAAGGGUAGUAUAAGAAGAAGAAUAAAUUGUAACUAGCUAAAUUAAAAAUGAAUCAAAUUUAGUAAAGAGCUGCUAAUAUCAUUUCUAAACAAAUAAUCUCAUAAAAAGAAAUAUUUUUACCCUAUGAUGUGUAUCUAGAAUACAAUGGACUUGAUAAUGAUGAAGGAUUUUAAGUGUAUAAAUAGCUUUUCAAGUAGCUAAGACCUGUAGUUUCAUUAAACCAUUUAAAAUAGGAUAAAUUUAUACAAAUAAACUUAGAUUAAGCAUAAAGAGGAAUAUAAGAUUUUAGUUUUUUAAUAUAUUAGUUAAACUCUCUUUAGGAUUAAUAGUAUCAUGAAAUGGCAAAUGAAAUCUAAGUUUUUUAAAAUAAUCUUUCAUUUUUUAAUAAAUUAAGUCAAAAAAGAAAAAAUCCUGAAGUUUAGAGCAGGAAUUAUGAGAUUUUUAACAAGUUUAUGAAUGAGGAACUGAAAAGCUUAUUAGAAUAAUAGGAUAUUUAUGGAUUUUAUACUUACAAUUUAAUGUAAUGUAUCGAUGAUCUAUCUGAUGCAAGAUCUAUAUAAUAGGGAUGUAAUGAAAAUUUUAUUAAGCUUUUAGGAUUUGAUGUAGAAAAUUACAUCAAUUUUAUUAUGCGCCAAGGUUUUUUUGAAGUUACAAGUUAUACUAAAAGAAAUGAAUCAUCUCUUGAAUUUUUGAACAUUGUAAAGAGUUUUGUUGAAAAUGGCUUUGAUUUUUCAAGUAUUAUGAUAUCUGAUAAUAUAGAUAUUUUAACUUUUGAUGGAUUAAAAAUAUCACCAAAAAUAGUGCCUUAAAUUCAUAUUUGCUACGGCUUAGAGGAAGAUGGAGACGUACCAGGAAAAAGACCAAUUUUAGGAUAUCUUAACAUAGAAAAAUAUAUACUGGAUUAAAAAUAAGUGUAAUAUAUCCUUAAAAAGAGAUAAAGUAAAACAAAAUAACUCACAGAUUAAGUAUAUGAGUAGCCUGAAUAGUCAUUUUAGCAUUUUCAGUAUAAUUGUUCAGUUUAGCAUUUUACAGAGUUUUAUUAAAGGUAUUCAGAGGAAUAAAUUUAUUAUAUUCAUGAUCGAUCUUCUAAUUCGAAUUUGGAUUCUAAAACCUGUAAAAUAAGGCUCUUAUGA